Molecule: messenger RNA, 1820 nt
Organism: Varroa destructor (honeybee mite)
Lineage: Eukaryota; Metazoa; Arthropoda; Arachnida; Mesostigmata; Varroidae
Product: la-related protein 6-like
Biological process (GO): RNA processing
Cellular component (GO): nucleus; ribonucleoprotein complex
Molecular function (GO): mRNA binding
Source: RefSeq, a predicted model, not a curated record
UGUCAAAGCCGUUUAUCGAUCUAGUUGUCAUUUAAAAUUUCCUGCUGCACCUGCUGCUUACCUGAGCAACUGAAGAUUAAAGCAGGAUGGUGAAGUGUGAAGAAACGUUGCUGAACUCAAGUUCCGGAAAGGGCUCGGUCCUUGACAGCUCUGAAGAUAUGGAUGUACUUCCGCGGGGUCCCGAGCAAUUACUAAGGAUCCGGCAACAAAUAGAAUUUUACCUUUCAGAUGAAGUGGUCUACAAAGACCAGUUCUUACUCAAACACGUCACCAAAUCGAAAGAGGGAUGGCUGUCACUUAAACUUAUGUCAUCUUUUCGAAAGGUAAAAAGUCUCUGCAAAGGUUACGAUUGGCGUAUCGUAGCCGAGGCAUUACGCACAUCAGAAUUGCUCGAAGUCAAUGAGGAUGGAUGUAAAGUACGACCUCGUUUUGCAGCUCUGGAGGAGGAUGGGACGAAACCUGCUAGAAGUAUCAUCAUCUGGGCUAAACAGCAAAGCUUACAAUUUCUGGAAGAACGAUUGCUGGAAGAUAUUUUCCGUAGCUGUGGUCCAAUGCAGAAUGUUAGGAUUGUUUCGCCCGGAGAACCGAUCGAUGAUACCACGCGGAAAAUCUUCGCGCGCUAUCCCAAACAUCGCCAGCUCUCUUGCGCUGUAAUCGAGUUUGAAAAAAGUGAAUCUGCGACCGAAGCGCUUUCGGUCGUAGUCCCUGGGUUCCAAAUUGUUUUGCUAAAAGACUGUUUGAAGCCGAUAACCAAGAGGGCUAACGAAAAAAUCGUAAACCGAGAGAAACGCAUAUUUUCAGACUCUGAAGUGUCUAAACGAUUUUCGGUUCGAUCCAAAGAGCACGCUUCAACCCAAGUGAAUACUUUGCUGUCAUGGCGUGACCGCUCACAACCAGUAGAAAUUAAGCCGAGGGUAAAGUCGUUCUGCCAAAGUCUUUCGUACCAAUCCAAAAAAGCUGAGCAAAAGGAGUCCAGGAUCGUUAAAUCGAAAAAUGAGGCACCUUGUCCAAAGAAUAGCAUGCAAUUAGAAGUUCGACCUAGAAGGUUCACUAUUGACGAGAUCCCCAAUACUAGUUACCUCAUUCGACAGCCCCGUGGACCGGAUGGUACCCGAGGUUUCCACUAAAUAACUGCAGUUCAAGGGGAGGGGGAUCAGCUUUUCUUUACCAGUUUGGGUACUUAUUUAGAAAGCAGUGUUUCUGGGUGUGCAAAAAUUAAAGAAGGCGGAAAUAUUAUGGAGUACGUUUAGACGGACCUGCUUAUGUAACAGAGAGAUUGAUGUGCUGAAGAAUGUUACAUUUUUUUAUUCAAUAUGUAAACAUAAUGUAAAUAGCGAAAUGACUGUACAUACCAAAUAGAUAUAUAAUGGAAGUUUAUUUUACACUCGGCUUGUGUUUUCGGCUGCCAUUGAAGAGCAUAAUGAUCAUCAGUUACAUGUGAUCUUGAGCAAAAGCGCUGUAGCCAAAAAAGUCAAAAUUUACUAAAUUAGAAGUAUGUGUUGUAUAGACUUGCAAUUAUACAAUUGAAUGAUGAGAUUUUACUGUUCGACAUUUUACCUUUUUUGUUGUUUUGCAUGUAUUGUGUCACGUUGAUCAAUUUCGUAGAAAAUGCACAUUUAGGGUGUCCUGUCCAAACUAUGCUGGGUUGUUUGUCAUAGAAGGUAUCCGCUCAUCCGCUAUAUUUGGCACUAAAAAAGCCAAUUCUUACUAGCACAAACCAUAAACUCAUCUUCAUUGAAAAUGGUGCGUCGCUAUCGGAGCUAGGGCAAAGAUCAGCUAUUAUUCAAUCUCUCGCGCGAAAUAAACCUCCGAUAAAAUGG